Messenger RNA from Acanthoscelides obtectus, 315 nucleotides. NCBI's taxonomy places the organism in Eukaryota, Metazoa, Arthropoda, Insecta, Coleoptera, Chrysomelidae. The record is from the annotation of a GenBank genome assembly.
AUGAUAACCUUUUUUCAGGUUUCCUGUGGAUGCCAAGGGCCCUGCAAAUCGAAGCGAUGUAACUGCCGAAAAGCCGGUCUAAAGUGCAACCCUGCUUGCAAAGUAUGCCGCGGAAAAUCGUGCAACAACUCAAAGAGAUGGACUGCUACAGAACACCAUGAUAGCGAAACUCCGACUACUACAGAUGCAUGUGAGGAGGACGGUGGACAAACUACCGUAGAGCCUGAUAAUGAUGACUUAACAGAAGAUGAUGAGACCUCAUCAAGCGGCCACAAUGCAACGACCGAUGACGAGGAAAUUAACGAAGGACUUUAA